UGUUACUUCGCAGGGAUGAUUCAACCUGGGAUGUCUUUUUGCUCUUCAGAGGAAGAUGAAGGCUGCCCUGUCAUCCUUGUUUGUGGCCCCAAAAGUGUUGGCAAGUCCACUUUUAACCGAUACCUGAUUAAUCUUCUGCUGAACUGCCUUCCCUGUAUUGAGUUUUUGGAAUGCGAUCUGGGGCAGACGGAGUUCACGCCUCCUGGCUGUAUUUCUCUAAUUAAUGUGAUGGAACCGUCUCUGGGUCCACCGUUCACCCAUCUCCGCACUCCCCGCAAAAUGGUAUACUUUGGCGAAACCAGUUGCGAACAGGAGACGGAAAGAUACCUCGACACGCUUAAAUAUGUGUUCAGUGCCUAUGAGAGAGACGUGCCUCUGGUGAUCAACACAAUGGGAUGGGUGAAAGGUACUUUGAUUGUUCUCUCUGAUCGACUUAUUAUUCUGGCUAGUUGUCGCUCAGUCACAUUGCUCAAAACAGACUGAAGAGACAACUUCAAAGACAUGCCUCAGCUCUCCCCGGAGUAUACCUCCAGUGCCCCAGGCUUGCACACGAAAGGCAAAGGGCCCCCCAAAUGCAAGGGCCUGGCAAGUGGGUCAGAGGACUUGGAGCUGUCCAGGGGCCGAGCAGACUUUCAUCCGUCACAUGCGGGGCACAAGCUGCUGUGGGUCCAGCCAGAGUUCCCUGGGGCAGGGAUCGCUGGAGAUGGGCGAACCCACAGCAGUGUUCUCCGGGACAUGGCGGUUCUAGCAUACUUGGGCCAGUUGCAGCCGUCCAGCAUGGAACUGGUGCUUCCUUUGCACAGCCUGGUGCCCUAUCAGGUACCUUUCAGCGCUGUCUCCAUCAAGGUUAUUCAUACAGACGUGGCUCCUGCCCACAUACUGUAUUCUGUCAACGCCAGCUGGGUUGGCCUUUGCCAAAUACCGGAUAAGGUCCAGGGUAAAGAAGACGGGCCGGUUUUAUUAACGCAGACACCAAUCUGCGAUUGCCUGGGCUUUGGAAUUGUCCGAGGUGUAGACAUGGAGAAGAAACUCUAUCAUAUUCUGACUCCAGUAGCGCCGGAGAAUUUACGAUUUGUGAAUUGUUUGCUCAUUGGAAACAUCCCAGUUCCUAAUUGCGUGUUCCUGAACCAACCAGGAAUUGAAGGGGAAAUACCGUACGUCACGUCAGAAUAUAACUAUCGCAUUUCAGGUGCUGGGAAACUGAAACAGAAAAAGCAUCUCAAGAGGAGAGAGCACGUUCGGCCAUAAACUCCUGUUCACAGCUUUGCUGGCAGGGACUGGUUUGGAGAAUUUGGCCUGUUCUUAGGGGACCUCCCUCCCACCAGAGAGAAGCUACAAUAUUGACAUCUGAUAGUAUAAUGCCAGUCCUCUGAGUCGUUAUUACCGUGUACUUUUUUAUGAUUUUAAAAUUAAACAUCUGCUAUAAA
This is a messenger RNA of Sphaerodactylus townsendi, 1427 nucleotides long. RefSeq names its product nucleolar protein 9 (gene NOL9). NCBI's taxonomy places the organism in Eukaryota, Metazoa, Chordata, Lepidosauria, Squamata, Sphaerodactylidae. The transcript is spliced from 8 exons. Gene Ontology annotation, biological process: cleavage in ITS2 between 5.8S rRNA and LSU-rRNA of tricistronic rRNA transcript (SSU-rRNA, 5.8S rRNA, LSU-rRNA). The record is from RefSeq and is a predicted model, not a curated record. Gene Ontology annotation, molecular function: polynucleotide 5'-hydroxyl-kinase activity. Gene Ontology annotation, cellular component: nucleus.